CCUUCAACCCAUAAUUCGAUCAUUCCACCAACACCCAAAGCACAAGAUGAAAUCUUUCGAGUCCAAAUAGUACCCUCCAUUAUCUUCUUCUUCAUAGUCUCGUAUGGAAGUAGCUGCUUCAUCGUCUUCAACAUCUAGUCCACCCUCUAAUUGGGAGCAUGAUGUGUUCCUCAGUUUCAGGGGCAAGGACACCCGCCAUGGUUUCACAGACCAUUUAUACUUUGCUCUGAAUCAGAGAGGAAUUGACACAUAUAGGGAUGCAGAGAAACUUCCAAGGGGAAAAUACAUGUCUUUAGAACUUGUGGAAGCAAUUCAGGAGUCAAGGUUUGCCGUCAUUGUUCUUUCAGCUAACUAUGCCACUUCAAGUUGGUGUUUAGAUGAGCUUGCUCAUAUUCUUGAAUGCAAGAAAGUGAGGGGACUGGAAGUUCUUCCGGUUUUUUACCAUGUAGAGCCAUCCGAGAUAAGGAAGCAAGCUGGAAGGUUGGGAAUGGAGAUCGCCAAGCAUGAGACAGAUUUCUUGGAGAAGAGGAGGAAGGUGGACACGUGGAAGGAAGCUUUGAAGGAGAUAGCCAGUCUCUCCGGAUGGCAUGUCACCAAGGACAGGGGAGAAUCAGAAGUUAUACAGGAAAUAGUUAAAGGGAUUUCAGACAUGUUGAACAACAUGUUAUGCACCCCGGACAGAGAUUUAAUUGGGAUGGAUGCACGUAUUGAGAAAAUGGAGUGGUACCUGGAUCUAAGGUCGAGUGAUGUUCUUGCUGUAGGGAUUUGGGGGAUGGGGGGAAUUGGUAAGACAACUCUGGCAAAAGAAGUUUUCAAAAAGAUUCGUAACCAAUUUGAUAUUAGCGGUUUUGUUUCCGACGUGAGAUUGUAUUCAGAAGAAAAGGCUCUAGUUGAGUUGCAGAAACUUCUUUGUGGUUCCUUCUUCGGGGACAGCAAUAUAAAUAUAGACACUGUCGAAAGAGGGAUCAGGUUAUUGAAGAAGGUACUAUGCAAGAAAAAGGUGCUUAUCGUACUAGAUGAUGUUGACAAACUUAAACAACUGAAAGAUUUAACACCUGGAAUGCAUAAUGAAGAGAAUUCUUGGGCGCCAGGGAGUCGACUCAUUAUAACAACUAGAGAUAGGCGCAUAUUGACAGAAUGUGGAGUACUGGAGUCUAAAAUAUAUGAGGUUGAAAAACUGAGUAAUGUAGAAGGAUUUCAGGUCAUAUGUCAACAAGCCUUCAAGAAAAACUAUCCACCCGUUGAGUUUGUAGAGCUGUCCAAGAGUUUCGUAAAAUAUGCCAGUGGCCUUCCUUUAGCUCAUAAAGUUCUAGGAUCACACUUGUAUGGUAGGGAGAUAGAUGAAUGGUUAGAGGUAUUGUAUAGACUGGACGAAGAGCUGGAUAAAGAUAUUUUUAGUGUGCUCCAAAUAAGUUUUGAUGGAUUACAUGAGACUGAUAAGAAAAUCUUUUUGGACAUUGCAUGUUUCUUCAAUGGUGAGGAUCAUGUUCGUGUAAAAAAUAUAUUGAAAGGUUGUGGCUUUUCUUCCGGAAUAGGCAUAACUAACCUUAUCAAUAAAUCUUUGAUUAAGAUUGAAAGGAAGAAACUGUGGAUGCAUGAUUUACUGCGGUGCUUGGGUUGGCAUAUUGUCCGUAGAGAAUCUGUUGUCCCAGGUAAACGUAGCAGGUUGUGGCUUGAUGGCAAUUCAUUUGACUACAAACGCAGAAGGUUAUGGCAUGUGGAGGAUGCUCGCAAUGGAACAACUGCUGUUGAAGGCUUGUUCUUAAGCUUGCAUGAAAAAGAAGAAAUACGUUUGAAUGAAGACCCGUUCUUAACUAUGCACAACCUAAGAUUGUUGAAGAUUUGUAAUGUGAACUUUCAUGAUGUGCAGUUCACCUAUCUUUCUAGAAAAUUACGGUUUUUGGAAUGGCAUGAAUGCCCACUAGAAUCUUUGUCAUCUUGCUUUACACCGGAUUCACUAGUAAGCUUGGUUGAAUUAAAGAUUCCUAACAGCCGCAUUGAACAAGUAUGGAAUGGAAGGAUAUCUCUGGAAAUGCUAAUACUCAUGGAUCUUUCCAACUGCCAAUAUUUAACGUUGACCCCGGACUUCAGUACGGUCCCGAAUCUUGAGCGGUUAAUCCUCCAAGGUUGUAAGAAGUUAUCAGAGGUUCACCAUACAAUCGGGAAUCUUCAGAAACUGGGUCUUUUGAACUUGAAAGGCUGCACAAGUCUAGAGAGUCUCCCCCAAUAUAUUGGCUUGUCAUCUCUCCAAACUUUUAUUCUGUCAGGAUGUUCAAAACUCCAAGAGUUUCCGCAGAUUUUGGAGAACAUGGAUACAUUAUCAGAACUUUAUCUAGAUGGCACGGCUAUUUGGGAACUACCUGAAUCAAUCCAGCAUUUGAAAGGCCUUGUUUGGCUAAAUCUAAGCGGCUGCACGAACCUUCUCAGUAUUCCAAGCAUCAUUUGUAGUAGUUUGACAUCCCUGAAAUUUCUCUAUCUGUCACUGUGCUCAAGUAUGGACAAUCUGCCGGAUAACAUAGGCUCCUUGGAACACUUGGAGGAGCUCGACGCAUGUAAUACUGCUAUAAGAAAAGUGCCCGAGUCCACAUCUCACCUCAAGAAUCUUAAACUAUUGUGUUUUCAUGGCUGCUCUGGAUUCACAGGUUUAGAAUUGCCAAACAAGUUCUCUGGUUUGAGGUCUUUGACAACACUAAACCUAGGUAGAUGUAAUCUCAGAGAAGGAGCAAUCCCUGAUGACAUUGGUUAUUUAUUCUCAUUGCAGAGUCUUGAUUUAAGUGAGAACGACUUUUUCACCAUACCUGAAAGCAUCUCCCAGCUUUCUGAGCUUUCAGAAAUUUCUCUGUUUAGGUGUAGCAAACUACAGUUGUUGCCAAAAGAUCUUCCGUCAAGUCUAAGAAAUGUAAAUGUACGUGGUUGUCCUAUGCUGACAAAUUCUUCGUCGAGUUGGAGGAGAUAUCCUCCUCAAAAGGGUUUGAGUAUCAUAAACUGUCGGAAACCGGAGGAGGAGGAGGAGGAGGAAAUCUUUCCUGAACUCCAUAAGUUUCCUUUAGGAAAUCUGGAAGUACUCGAUCUUUCCUACUGCCAACACUUGAAGAAGGUCCCUGACUUGAAUGGGGUUCCAAAUCUUAAGAAACUGAACCUUGAAGGUUGUGAAAAGCUAUCUGAGGUUCACCCUACAGUUGGGCGUCUCCAACAUCUGAUUGUUCUGAAUAUGAAAGGAUGUGUUGAUCUAUUGAAAUUUCCCCGUUCCAUCAGCUUGAAGUCCAGGGUGGGAAUCAAACUACCUCCAAGAUUGCUUGAGGAUAGGAAUUGGAGAGGACUUGGUGUAUGUGUUGCCUUUGAAGUUCAUGACCAGAUUGCAACUACCUCCCCAGGGCCGGUCAAACUUCUCUGUCACUUGAGAGCCAAGGACAACUAUUGCUUGAAUCCUAUCCCCAUGUGUUCCAUAACAGAAGAGAGAUACAAGUCAUUGCAUCUUGGUAGAUUCAUUUGGCUAACCUACAUACCCCGUAUUUUGCUAACAGAGCUCAAUGUGGUCAGUGAUGUAGAGGCCAGAAUCUAUGUUAGUUGCAGAGGCUUGAGAGUGGAGAAGUGUGGUAUACGUCUCUUGUAUCGGAAAGAAGAGGGGGAGUUCAAGAACACAAUAACUGAGUGCUGGACCUCUUUCUUCGAUAAUCUGUCUUUCAUCCGUCAACUUGUAGAAGCAGAUGAUCAAAAUGAUCAACUAUGGAUAAGGCAUGAACCUCCAAUGCUUGAAGGCCAUAUCAAGGUCUUUGAUCCAGAUUUAAUAUAUAAUGCAAUUCUCAUUCUAAUGAAAUUCCGGAGUGGUUCGGGCGUGGCAUUGACCCCUGGCCUGACUGCUGGAGCUGGAGAUUCCAGUUACCACCAUCUUUGAAUGCAACAAAUUGGAUAGGAUUGGCUAUCUGUGCAUCAUAUCUUAUUAGCAGAGACUAUCUGCUGGAAAGUAUUUCCGACCCCUUAAUUUUAAAAUUGGAAACUAUAAACAAUGGUUUGUCAUCUUCCCAUCGGUAUCAAAUGAGCAAUGAAGAAUCCGAGUUCUUAAAGUAUUGUGACCACAUUGGGAGGAAUGUCGCUGGUGAAUUCAUUUGGCUCUCCUACAUUCCGCGACGCUGGUUUCUACAUCAGCUAAAUGAUGAGUCUGCCCUCAAUGUUUCAGUUACUCCAAUAUGGUGGAAGCCGGAGAAGAUCAGCCUCCGUUUUUUGUACGCGCAUGAGGGGGAAG
This is a messenger RNA of Fragaria vesca subsp. vesca, 4243 nucleotides long. Its product is annotated as TMV resistance protein N-like. The coding region runs from base 104 to 3895 and encodes 1263 amino acids. The transcript is spliced from 7 exons. Gene Ontology annotation, molecular function: protein binding; ATP hydrolysis activity; ADP binding. Gene Ontology annotation, biological process: signal transduction; defense response. Lineage: Eukaryota; Viridiplantae; Streptophyta; Magnoliopsida; Rosales; Rosaceae. The record is from RefSeq and is a predicted model, not a curated record.